AUGGUGUGGACCCCCUUAAAAACAGCUGGCGACAUUUAUUAUUCAGGAUUCGACUUCUCCAAAGCUCUGGAGUUUCAAUCGUUCAUCAACGACGCAGUCGCCUUUGUCAACAAUUCCGCUCUUUUCGGGUUCACCAACAAUUCCGCAACAUUCCAAGCUGCUGUGGACGACUCCACAAGCAGUCUUGUGCCGACCCAGUACCUGGAGGUCGUGCAAGAGUACGAGGCGGUGUAUAACCUCACAGCACAAAUUAUGGACCAAACGGCGCAAUUGGAAUUGUUGCUCAGCGUUAUCUCUCCGGGAACGGUGAGCAUACAGGCUGUAAUUCAACACCCAUUCUGGUAUGCUGUUCACCCCCCCCUCUGUACUAAGAAAUUAACCGAGAUACAUAUGGAUUUCAGCCAUGUGGUUAUGAUGCGCGAAGGCGUAAAGUUCGCGCGCAACGUCGGCGUUGCCUUCGGAACGACCCUAGGCACAGAAAUCACUCCCGGCCCAGACGUCCAGAGUAAUGAGCAAAUAGAAGCAUGGUUGCGGGGAUCGGGCGCUUCCACUCAGUACCAUAUAGCUAGAAGCUGCUCGAUGCUCCCCAAGGAGUUGGGCGGUGUCGUUACGUGGAACGGCCAAUGUACGAAUCGCCGACUCGUCGAUCUACCCAUUUGA
This is a messenger RNA of Laccaria bicolor S238N-H82, 660 nucleotides long. RefSeq lists its product as uncharacterized. The coding region runs from base 1 to 660 and encodes 219 amino acids. The transcript is spliced from 5 exons. NCBI's taxonomy places the organism in Eukaryota, Fungi, Basidiomycota, Agaricomycetes, Agaricales, Hydnangiaceae. The record is from RefSeq and is a predicted model, not a curated record.